AUGUUGCACCCUAAUGUUGACGAGUCAAGCGGCUCGGUUUGUCUGGAUGUCAUAAACGAAACGUGGACUCCGAUUUACACGCUCCUUAUGGCGGACAAGUCCUCAUACGAAAAGAAAGUAAGAGAACACGUCAAGAAGCAUGCCAGCAAGGAGGAAUGGACCAAGAAACGCGCCGACGCAAUGAUUACCGAAGAGAAGAACGACCCCGAGAUGGCGGACGAUGAAGACGUCCCAAGCGAUCUUGACGAUGAGGCGUACGAUAACUUUUAA
Babesia ovata is the source of this 270-nucleotide messenger RNA. Its product is annotated as ubiquitin-conjugating enzyme, putative. The coding region runs from base 1 to 270 and encodes 89 amino acids. Lineage: Eukaryota; Apicomplexa; Aconoidasida; Piroplasmida; Babesiidae. The record is from RefSeq and is a predicted model, not a curated record. The transcript has 3 exons.